AGGAAGGAGGAGGGUUCAUGUGAUGCUAUGACUAUGAAGUGAACAAAGUGUAGACAUCAUUUCACCAACUGUUAGGAUGGAGGACACAUCUCUACUGCAGCUACUCUUUCUGACCUCACUGCUGAGCAGCACAACAAACCAAGCCUCUCUGACUGUGAGUCCCAGCAGCUCUCAGAUGUUUGAAGGACAGUCUGUCUCUCUGAGCUGUGAGGAGGACGACAGCUCUGCUGGAUGGACUCUGAGGAGGAACACAACCAGAGAAACCAGGACUCAGUGUGGAGAUGACUGGGGAAGACCUGUUGGUUCUUCCUGUAACAUCAGCUACAUGGCCCCAUGGUACAGUGGAGUUUACUGGUGUGAGUCCAGAGAGGGAGCAACCAGUAACAGCAUCACCAUCACUGUCACUGGUGGACCAGUGAUCCUGCAGAGUCCUGUCCUCCCUGUGAUGGAGGGAGAAGACCUCACUCUGACCUGUAGAACAAAGACGUCCUCCAACCUCGCAGCUGGUUUCUAUAAAGAUGGAUCCUUCAUCAGGACUGAGCCUGCAGGUCACAUGACCAUCCACCAUGUUUCCAGGUGUGAUGAAGGCCUCUACAAGUGUCUCAUCAGCAGUGUUGGAGAGUCUCCACCCAGCUGGGUCUCUGUCACAGGGAAACCAAAUACCACAAGCUCUCCUAUCACCACAAGCCAAUCUCUGUGCUUGCCACCACCCCCUGACACCUUAGCUCCGCCCCUCAGACUGGUCAUCCACAUGGUGGUGUUCUGUCCGUUCUGCAUCUCCACUUUGAUCAUGGUGUCUCUAUAUCGACGCAGGGCCAAAGGAAACGGCCUACCUGUCGCCAUGGUGAUGACCUCGCCCACCCAGGCUGAGGAGGGAUUGGAUGAAGACUAUGAUGAUGUCAUCACCGCUGUCACCAGAGAGCAUCACUUCUGAACUGAUCUGAAAAGAAGCUGAAAUCGCCGUAGAUCAGAAACAGUUCCCCCGUCUUUUAUGUCUUUUUGAUCUUAAAUUUUUAAUUACUUGAUCACUGAAAUACAGAUAUCUUAAGAGUAUUUGGAUUUCCGUGCAGUUUAGUGUCCCAAUUUAGGCCUAACCCCCGUAACCAUUCCGCUAACUCCCUAACCCCUGUUAAACAGCACAGGUGGUUUAGCAGUUUCAUAAUUAUUUAAGGAUAUUGUAUGGGGAAUUUGGGACACUAAACUGUACGUAUACUGAGUAUUUCAAUAUUAUAUUCAUGUAAAAUUGGGUAAAAAUUAAUUUAGGUCAGUCAGAAAGUACAAAACUUUAAUGUGUACUGUGUGUUCCGGUGAUAAAAUAAUGACCAUUAACAUGUCUAAACACACGUGACAUAGACCACUUCUGAGUCACAUUCUUCAGUAUUUUAUGGUAGUGUCAAGCAUUAAACUCUGCCUCCCA
Molecule: messenger RNA, 1417 nt
Organism: Perca fluviatilis (European perch)
Lineage: Eukaryota; Metazoa; Chordata; Actinopteri; Perciformes; Percidae
Product: Fc receptor-like protein 5
Exons: 6
Coding region: 77-934 (285 amino acids)
Biological process (GO): cell surface receptor signaling pathway
Molecular function (GO): transmembrane signaling receptor activity
Source: RefSeq, a predicted model, not a curated record